Molecule: messenger RNA, 2831 nt
Organism: Phycodurus eques (leafy seadragon)
Lineage: Eukaryota; Metazoa; Chordata; Actinopteri; Syngnathiformes; Syngnathidae
Gene: rab41
Product: RAB41, member RAS oncogene family
Exons: 8
Coding region: 1937-2455 (172 amino acids)
Molecular function (GO): GTPase activity; GTP binding
Source: RefSeq, a predicted model, not a curated record
ACUACGGAAGUUUAAACUCGUCUUCCUGGGCGAGCAAAGCGUGGGAAAGACCUCGCUCAUCACCAGGUUUAUGUAUGACAGCUUUGACAACACCUACCAGGUAAAAACAAACAGUGGAAGGGUGCAAUGAAAGAGUAUGAUUUUGAAACAUAUUUUCCCCAUUGGAAAUAAUGAAUAGAAUAAAAAAUCAGUUCCAGAUGAAGCGCGAUAUAGUGGGGUUCACUGUACUCUGAACACACAUUGUCUCACACAAGUUUAAAAUGUAGUUAACCGCUGUUAAUGUUAAAACCAUAAAACCUGGACUUGGUAUUAGUAUGGUGACGCUGGAGUCUCUUAACUUUCUUUGCCUAGUCUUCUAAUCUCAUGUUGUUGUUGUUUUAACACCCCGUCUUGAGGCUGGCUGUGCUUUUGGAGUAUUUUUUGCAGAAAAGGCUAAAGAAAAUGCAUGACACAAAUUUGAGCUGGGUGAUAUUGCAUCAAAAUUUAAUCGUGAUUUCGAUAUAGGCUUCUCAUGGUCAUAAAAGCAUUAUAUUCGAAGAAAAACGAGUAAUGUGCCACGGCGCGUGCUGUGUUUUCAAGUUCAUUAUUGUAGAAUCAACCUCAACGCACCCUACGUUGCUUGCCGCAAGCGUGUGAUGUAUGUUAUUCUGCUAUCCCUGAGCGUGCUUUAAGCUGUUAAAUGGCACACCAAUUAAGAGUUUUCUGUAAAACUAAACACACAACAGAAAGAACUGCACACAUUGUAUCUGUAAAAACCAGACAGUUGGUUUUACGAUUGCCAGCUUAUGCUAACACCCAAUAGAAACCCCUAUUGACGGGCUAGGUUGCUAAAAUUAAAUUAGCAGGAAAAUUUGUAUUUGUUCAAGGGAGGGAGUCACCUUCAAAUAACAAAAUAUUCACACACAAACGCUGUAAUAACACAUACAGACCUAGACAUACUUGGCAAAUAAAGAUGAUUCUGAUUCUGAUAAUAUAACAAUACUCACAGGCAUAUAUUAUUCUUAAUCUGUGCAAAACGAGUUAAAUUUAUAAAGUUAUAGUGUGACUUUCUUCUUCUAUUUUCGUAAUCGUAAUUACCCUAAACACUGUUUGUUUCAGCGAAAUGUGUGUGUAGCUCCAUGUAUGUGUAAAACCACACUGCCCCUAAGAGGCCAAGGCACACACGGCAAAAACAGCAGAUAGUCUUAGCUCCCCACAUUGUCACCCCAAGGCAUGACUGUAUAAAAAGACACAUAGGUAUUUUUUCUGUUUAGGGUAAUUACGAUUACGAAAAUUAUUAUAUAUAUAUAUAUAUGCGCCAAUGUUUUUAGCCAUGACUUUGUUUGUUUUUCUGUUAUUUUAAAAUAUAAUUUUACUUGUUACUGAUUUAAGUUGUAUUCAAAGUUGAGUUUUGAUAGUUGAAUAAAUACUAGUUUUGAAAUCAGUGAAUAAUUGUGUAUUAAUCGUCAUUUCAAUAUAAAUCUAAAUAAUUGUGAUUAUUAUUUUUCCCAUAAUCACUCAGCCCUACAUGUCGUCAAGCUUCAUCCGUCCUCUGUUCCAAUUUUCUGAUGGUACCUCAGAAGAGGUACAUUUGCUGGGUAGACAUGCCGUUUAGGCGGCACGGCAUCCAACUGGUUAGCACAUCUGCCUCACAAAUCUGAGAACCCGGGUUCAAAUCCGGCCUCGCCUGUGUGACGUUUGUAUGUUCUCCCCGUGGCUGCGUGGGUUUUCUCUGGGUACUCCGAUUUCCUCCCACAUCCCCAAAACCUGCAUGGUAGGUUAAUUGAAGACUCUAAAUUGCCCAUAGGUGUGAAUGUGAGUGCGAAUGUAUGUUUAUAUUUGCACUGUGAUUGGCUGGCGACCAGUUCAAGGUGUACUCCGCCUCUCACCCAGAGUCAGCUGGGAUAGGCUCAAGCUCACCCGCAACCCUACUGAGGACAAGCGGUUCGGAAAAUGAAUGGACAUGCUGUUUAUACAGGCAACAAUUGGCAUUGACUUUUUGUCAAAAACCAUGUACCUAGAAGAUCGCACGGUCCGACUCCAGCUUUGGGACACUGCCGGACAGGAGCGCUUUCGUAGCCUAAUUCCCAGCUACAUCCGUGAUUCUACCAUUGCUGUGGUUGUGUAUGACAUCACCAAUCUCAACUCCUUCCAACAAACCUCAAAGUGGAUCGAUGACGUUCGAACGGAGAGAGGAAGUGACGUCAUUAUCAUGCUCGUUGGGAACAAAACAGACCUGGCAGAUAAAAGGCAAGUCUCUGUUGAGGCAGCAGAGAGGAAAGCUCGAGAGCUCAAUGUGAUGUACAUAGAGACCAGCGCCAAGGCUGGCUAUAACGUCAAACAGCUGUUCCGUCGUGUCGCUGCUGCGUUACCUGGUAUGGACAGUACAGCGGAGAAGAGCAAAGAAGACAUGAUCGACAUCAAACUGGAGAAGCAGCCAGAGAUGACUGUCACCGAGAGCAGCUGCUCGUGCUAGUACACGACACCUCAGCACCCCCUCACCCCAUCGAGCCUGUCUCAGCCACCACCCUAAGCCCCACCCACCACCAACAGCUUGUCUCUCAGUGGCAACUCGGGGAACAAACACCUCAGAGUUACCGCGUGGAUGUGCAUUACUGUAUCCCAACAAGAGAGUUCACGUUGACAUCAAAGGGAUGAGUCUGCGGAUUCGCAUUUUCAGUUAGAUCCAGUUGCAUGGCAUUACGAUAUAUAGAAGCGCAGACUGACUCGGUUAACCGCUCAUUGGGUUAUCGCACAAUCUCGGAGUCUUCGUGCUGUGACUCGUUUUGUCAUUGUUGUCAUGUGUAAAAAAAAAAAAAAAAAAAAAAAACAACAACAAAAACGCUUUUUCU